This is a messenger RNA of Botrytis cinerea B05.10, 2465 nucleotides long. RefSeq lists its product as hypothetical. The transcript has 3 exons. The record is from RefSeq and is a predicted model, not a curated record. NCBI's taxonomy places the organism in Eukaryota, Fungi, Ascomycota, Leotiomycetes, Helotiales, Sclerotiniaceae. Bases 234 to 1844 code for a protein of 536 amino acids.
GGCACUCAACCCCCAUGCCGCAGGUAGCUCGGUAGGUAUGAAUUAUUGUGAUAAUAAUAAGUCUAGUCUCUUCCUGUUUCUCUCUUCUCUUCUCUUCUUUUCUUUCUCUUCUGCUAAGUAUAAUUGUAUUUCUCUUUCUCUUCUCUAUUGUUCUUUCGUCGCGCAAGAAAGCGUUUGACUUCACUUCUUAUUAUUAGUAUCUCUUCAGCUAUCAAUAAUCGCAGGUCGAUAGAAUGGCAGUCAGACCAGGAGAAGAUCUCGCAGCUACUCUGUUCGCAGAUAUACAUUAUUACUAUGGUCCACCAACGGUCAAACCUCCUCAUCACCGAUUUGAUAAAGGCUCAUACGUCUAUCUUUUCGAGAAUGCAGGACAGAGAAGAGCUCGACUGGAAAUAGCUAAUAAUGCCGGUACUCCGGAUCAAGAUGCUUUCACUGGUCAUCUUGAUUCUGCUCAUGUCAAAUAUUCCUACAAGCACACCACAUUAGUCACUUUGACUAUAGAUGGGCCAAACGGACAGCAAAGAAAUAGUCCAAUUGGUGCCCAAGAAUGGCAUUUACCAACUUUUGAUCCUCGAAACGAGACUAAGUACAUGUACAGACUUCACACUAUUGAUCUGUACUUCUGGAAUAAAGAAGAUGCACUUAGUUUUGUGAAUGGGGUGCGGAGAGUUCUACCUCAACAUCAAAUUAUGAUUGAAGAUGAGCCAGCACCACCACCAUCUCACGCAGACGAUAUGAGUCCAGUAGUUCAGCAAUUGGAAAACGUAGCUAUCUUGGACCCUUCAUAUCAUCAUGGUAGAACCAAGACAUCUCGAAGUUCUCCUCCAGCUGCUAUUAAUGUUUCAUUUCCUGGGCCGCCAAAUCCCCCCAGCCAACCAUCACAAGCUCCUGCUACUUUUGCGCCGAUGGCAUAUAACCCAGCUGCACCAGCUGCUCCCGAAGCUAUUCAACAUCGAGAAAAGACACCCCCGCCAGAAGAUGGGGCGGGAAAUCCACUUGUCCACGCUGCAACUUCUGAUCAAGGACAAUUCUCUCAGCCAUCACAAUUUCAGCAACAUCCAAGCUUUUCGACACCUGCUUCACCACCACAAUUCCAAAGACAGCAAACUUUCCCAAUGAUGUCUCCACCUCAACAGCCGGCGCACGGACAAGGAAGCUUUUCUGGAGCAACCCCACCACAACAUACCAAUACCCCUCCAAACUCGAACUAUUUCCCCAGCUCUGUUUCAUCUACAUCUGGACUUCGCUCUCAAUUUUCUCAACAGUUCGCAGCCCAAACCCCUUCAUUUGCACCCCCACCCACCGCAAAUUCGCCAAACACAUUCGCACCACCCCCAACUGACAGCACCCCUCCCCUCCCAACUCCCACUGGCCCCUCUCCUCCCGCCUACUCCUCCCCCCCUGUCUCCCCCAACCAACCCACAACUCAAUACGCGACCUUUCCCUCUAAUCCCUCCUACGCAGCCCAUAACCUACCCACCCCCGGCCUCUUCUCUCCCGGUUUCGCCCCCCAGCACCAAAACCCACCUAUCUCCUCUCCAGCCCCCGGUCUCCAACCUCUCUCCCCUCCAGGAGGCUUCUCAAACUACACAUAUACAGGCGCACAAACCAGUUCCGGCCAACCAUUAAUGUCAGCCAAUGAUUACAGCAUCCAUCAACAAGUCUACAGACCUACAGAAAUCGAAGUAAAGAUGAAAAGGAAGGGAAGCGGAAAGGGGAAAAAGAGCGAUGAAAAGAAAGAUGGAAAGGAAAAAGGACCAAGAGGCCGAUUGGAAGAUAAUGCUGGUAGAUUGGAGAAGAGCGUCACGGGAAUGUUGAAGAAGCUCGAGAAGAAGUAUGGUUAGGGGGUUAAAUUGUGAUGGGAAGGGAAGGGAUGGGAAACUCUGGAUGGCGAAUUAAUAAAUUGCAGAUAAACCGCAUCCCGAUGACUUUCGAUUCGAGAAUAUCAGUCCAGAGUCAAGAUGUCAUCGAUAUAUCAGGCCUGCAGGAACUCGAUAUCGGAUCAUGAAAUUGAAAUGGAAACCUACGGCUUGGGACGAAAACGGAGGAAUUUGCAAAUAUUCGAUCGAUCAAUCAGCCAACCAUGCAUCUGAUAAAGAUAAAGAAAGACGAACAAAAUAGUCGGAAGAGAAGGGACAAGGAAGAGACUGCUGAGAUUAAUAUCAUAAUGUUGUAAUAUUGUCCGCAGUGAAGUAAGGUUGUGUAUUUUAUUAUUAUCUUUAUGUAUGUAAAAAUUGUUGGUUGGUAUUCUCUCUCAUCUCAUCUCAUAUUGUCUCUUUUUGCAAGGACGACUUAACUAGGUAUUUAUCUAUCUCGCCACUUAUGCUUGGGAUUCGUUUAUUCUUAUUUCUAUUAUUCGGAUGGGGAUGGAAUGGAAUGGGAUGGUAGGAUGGGAUGGGAUGGGAUGGGACUGAAUAGCAGGAUAGGAUAGGAUAGGAUAGGAUAAUUCAAUUCAAAAUAAUUCA